This is a messenger RNA of Penicillium macrosclerotiorum, 1116 nucleotides long. Its product is annotated as 3-isopropylmalate dehydrogenase. The transcript has 3 exons. Lineage: Eukaryota; Fungi; Ascomycota; Eurotiomycetes; Eurotiales; Aspergillaceae. Gene Ontology annotation, molecular function: NAD binding; 3-isopropylmalate dehydrogenase activity; magnesium ion binding. Gene Ontology annotation, biological process: L-leucine biosynthetic process. The coding region runs from base 1 to 1116 and encodes 371 amino acids. The record is from RefSeq and is a predicted model, not a curated record. Gene Ontology annotation, cellular component: cytosol.
AUGUCUCAAACCCACAGUAUUCUUGUUCUACCAGGUGAUGGCAUCGGCCCAGAGAUCAUGGCUGAAGCCAUUAAAGUCCUUAAAGCAUUUGAAAGCCCAGAGCACAAAUUUCAGUUACGCCAGGAAUUAAUAGGAGGUGCCAGCAUCGAUGCGACAGGAAAGUCUGUCACCGAGGAAGUCAAACAAGCAGCUCUGGAAUCCGAUGCCGUCCUGUUUGCUGCAGUGGGUGGCCCGAAAUGGGACAAUGCUCGCCGUGGAUUGGAUGGGCCAGAAGGUGGAUUGUUGCAGUUACGAAAGGCAAUGGAUAUUUACGCGAACCUGCGUCCAUGCUCGUCCAAUUCCCCCAGCACUUCGAUCGCCAAGGAGUUUAGUCCAUUCCGGCACGAGAUUCUCUUCGGUCCUGAUUCCAGCGGCGUAGACUUUGUAGUAGUUCGAGAGAACUGCGGCGGCGCGUAUUUUGGGCGAAAAGUGGAAGACCCGACAUAUGCAAUGGAUGAAUGGGGCUAUUCUGAAGCUGAGAUUGAGCGUGUUGCUCGACUUGCUGCUGAGGUUGCUUUACGACAUGACCCUCCAUGGCCUGUGAUUUCACUGGAUAAGGCUAAUGUGUUGGCAUCCUCUCGUCUUUGGCGCCGCGUCGUUGAAAGAACCAUGACGACGGAGUAUCCCCAACUGAAGUUAAUUCAUCAGUUAGCCGACUCGGCAUCUUUGAUCAUGGCUACUAACCCCCGUUCUCUGAAUGGUGUGAUUCUAGCUGAUAACACUUUCGGUGACAUGAUUUCCGAUCAGGCUGGCUCCAUUGUCGGAACUCUUGGAGUACUUCCUAGCGCUAGUCUCAAUGGUCUUCCUGGCGAUAAAGCCCUGAAGACCCGGCCAUAUGGUUUAUAUGAGCCAACACAUGGUUCUGCUCCAACAAUUGCCGGAAAGAAUAUAGCCAACCCCGUGGCAAUGAUUCUCUGCGUCGCCUUGAUGUUCCGCUAUUCCUUAAGUAUGGAAGCAGAAGCCCGGCGAAUAGAAGAUGCUGUUCGAAUCGUUCUCGAUGCGGGUGGACGGACACCGGAUCUGGGAGGCAAAAUGGGAACCAAGGAGCUUGGUGAUGCCAUUCUGGCUGCUCUGUAG